AUGGCUUCUGAUCUGGAGAGCAGCCUCACCUCCAUAGACUGGCUCCCCCAGCUGACCCUCCGGGCUACCAUCGAGAAGCUGGGGAGUGCUUCCCAGGCCGGCACGCCGGGGGGCAGCCGCAAGUGUCCGCCAGGCUCACCCACAGACCCUAACGCCACGCUGAGCAAAGAUGAGGCGGCAGUCCACCAGGAUGGCAAGCCACGCUACAGCUACGCCACCCUCAUCACCUACGCCAUCAACUCCUCCCCGGCCAAGAAGAUGACCCUCAGCGAGAUCUACCGCUGGAUCUGCGACAACUUCCCCUAUUACAAGAACGCUGGCAUCGGUUGGAAGAACUCAAUUCGGCACAACCUUUCUCUCAACAAGUGCUUCCGGAAGGUGCCCAGGCCCCGAGAUGACCCUGGGAAGGGCUCUUACUGGACCAUCGACACUUGUCCCGACAUCUCCCGAAAAAGGAGACACCCACCGGACGAUGAUCUAUCCCAGGACUCACCAGAACAGGAGGCAAGCAAGAGCCCUCGGGGAGGCGUUCCAGGGGGCGGAGAAGCCUCACUGCCUCCAGAAGGGAAUCCUCAGAUGUCGCUGCAGAGCCCCACAUCUAUCACCAGCUAUAGCCAGGGCACAGGAUCUGUGGAUGGUGGAGCAGUGGCUGCAGGGGCUCCAGGUCGAGAAAGUGCUGAGGGCCCCCCUCCCUUGUAUAACACCAACCAGGACUUCAAAUUCUCCUACUCAGAAAUCAAUUUUCAGGAUCUGAGCUGGUCCUUCCGCAACCUCUACAAAUCCAUGCUGGAGAAGUCCUCCUCCUCCUCUCAGCAUGGCUUUUCCUCUCUCCUGGGGGACAUGCCACCCUCUAACAACUACUACAUGUACCAGCAGCAGCAGCCGCCUCCUCAACAGCAGCAGCAGCAGCAGCAGCAACAGCAGCAGCAGCAGCAGCAGCAGCAGCAGCAGCCACCACAGCCACAGCCCCAACAGUCACAGCCACAGCAGCAGCAGGCACCAGCCCAGGGCCCCUCAACUGUAGCGGGUGCUCCUCCAUUGCACACCCCAAGCCCAGAUGGUUGUACCCCACCGGGGGGCAAGCAGGCUGGGGCUGAAGGCUAUGGGCCUCCCUCUGUGAUGGCCAUGCAUCCACCCCCACUGCAGCAUGGAGUCUACCACCCUCAUCAGCACCAUCCCCACACCCACCCUGCCCAGCAGCCACCGCCACCGCAGCCCCAGGCACAAGGCCAGGCUCCUAUCAAUAGUACUGGUUUUGCCUUUCCUCCUGACUGGUGCUCCAAUAUCGACUCCUUAAAGGAAAGCUUCAAGAUGGUGAAUCGGCUCAAUUGGUCCAGCAUUGAGCAGUCACAGUUCUCAGAACUGAUGGAGAGUCUGCGACAGGCAGAGCAGAAAAACUGGAGCCUGGACCAGCAUCACAUUGCCAAUCUGUGCGACUCCCUCAACCACUUCCUUACUCAGACUGGUCACGUGCCCCCUCAGGGGCCGUCCCACCGGCCACCAGCCCCUGCCCGAAUCGCUGACUCCUGUGCCCUCACCAGCUGCAAACAAGAGCCAGCCCUAAACCAAGUGAACUCUUAUGGGCACCCACAAGCCCCACACCUAUACCCUGGCCCGUCACCGAUGUAUCCAAUCCCCACCCAGGACUCAGCAGGAUACAAUCGCCCAGCACACCACAUGGUCCCCCGGCCGCCGGUUCCACAUCCUGGUGCCAACGAGGAGAUCCCCGAUGACUUCGACUGGGACUUGAUCACUUAG
Messenger RNA from Pipistrellus nathusii (Nathusius's pipistrelle), 1758 nucleotides. The record is from the annotation of a GenBank genome assembly. Lineage: Eukaryota; Metazoa; Chordata; Mammalia; Chiroptera; Vespertilionidae.